AUGGCUAUGGGCUCAGCACUUGUGGCUAUUUUGGCUUCUGUCGCUGCUCUAGGGCAAGCCGCUGUCGUUGGUCGCCAAUACGCUGUUGCAGUGGAUAAAAUCGGUACCCAGGAAGAUAUAUUUCGUUUCUUGGGAGGGGCCGGUCCUUACUUCUCGUUCCCUUUCGACAAUGGAAUUCCUGAGCAAACACCUGACUGCUGCAAACUGAUGCAGGUUCAACUGUUCGCUAGACAUGGCGAGAGAUUUCCUACCAAGAAAAAGGGAAAUAAGAUUCUGGAGACUUAUUAUAAGCUGGCCAACUACACCGGUACUUUCAAUGAAUCUUUGUCAUUUUUGAACGACGACUACGAGUUCUUUGUUCGGGAUCCUGAGUAUUAUGAAGAAGAGACCACGUUGAAGAACUCUCUGAACCCGUUGAACCCUUACACUGGCGAAAGGGACGCUCAAAGGCACAGCCAAAAUUUUUUGGCGCUGUACAAGAAUCUGCUUAACGAGACUUCAAGCUUUGCGGUGUUCACUUCCAACUCUAAGAGAUGUCACGACACCGCUCAAUUUUUUAUUGACGGUUUAGGCAAUGAUUACAAUGUCUCUCUGCAAGUCAUUGACGAAGCUCCUUCGUCCGGGGCUAACAGCUUGACCCCAAGAUACGGAUGUGCUAACUUCAGCGAGAGCGAGAAUGACGGAUAUGUGAGGACUUACUCUCGGGAAUACCUGUCUAAUCUUGCCAAAAGGUUGAACAUCGAAAACAAGGGUUUGAACUUGACUAAUUCUGACGCCGAAAACUUAUUCUUUUGGUGCGCCUACGAGUUGAACGUUCGCGGUUACAGUGAUAUCUGCAGCAUCUUCACAGAAGAAGAACUUAUUCACUUCUCUUAUCAAGAUGACCUGGAAAGCUAUUAUGAAAACGGAAACGGGAAUUCCUUGGGAGCAGUUGCUGGUUCGAUUCUAUUCAAUGCUUCUGUUGAAUUAUUGAAGCAAAGCGACGACCUCGAACAGAAGGCUUGGUUAAGUUUCACUCAUGAUUCCGAUUUAAUCAAUUAUAUUGCUGCCGUUGGUCUAUUUGAUAACGGGGUCAAACUAAACACCUCAUACGUGCCUUUUCGCGACCACGUUUACCGUAAGUCCUGGAUUGCUCCACAAGGUGCUAGGAUAUACACACAAAAAUUCAGUUGUUACAACCAGUCUUAUGUUAGGUAUGUCGUGAAUGACGCCGUUAUCCCUAUCGAAAGCUGUAGUUCCGGUCCGGGCUUUUCCUGCCCACUGGAACAAUUUUAUGAUUACGCUGAAAGCAGACUUAGCGACAUUAACUUUUCCGACAAGUGUGGAAAGAUCAUUGCAACUAACGCUACUUCCUUAACAUUUUACUGGGAUUACAAGACGAGAAAUUAUAACGCUUCUCUGGUCAAAAAAUGA
Molecule: messenger RNA, 1413 nt
Organism: Torulaspora globosa
Lineage: Eukaryota; Fungi; Ascomycota; Saccharomycetes; Saccharomycetales; Saccharomycetaceae
Product: histidine phosphatase family protein
Exons: 1
Coding region: 1-1413 (470 amino acids)
Cellular component (GO): fungal-type cell wall
Molecular function (GO): acid phosphatase activity
Source: RefSeq, a predicted model, not a curated record